Rangifer tarandus platyrhynchus (Svalbard reindeer) is the source of this 342-nucleotide messenger RNA. The record is from the annotation of a GenBank genome assembly. NCBI's taxonomy places the organism in Eukaryota, Metazoa, Chordata, Mammalia, Artiodactyla, Cervidae.
AUGGCCGGUCUCGGGGCUGCUUUCCGCCGCCUGGGUGCCUUGUCCGGAGCUGGGGCCUUAGGCUUGGCCUCCUACGGGGCGCACGGAGCCCAGUUUCCGGAUGCCUACGGGAAGGAGCUCUUUGACAAGUCCAACAAACACCACUUCUUACACAGCCUGGCCCUGUUAGCGGUACCUCUGUGCAGAAAGCCCCUCUGGGCUGGGUUACUGCUAGCUUCUGGAACUACCUUAUUCUGCACCACCUUUUACUACCAGGCUUUGAGUGGAGACCCCAGCUUCCAGAAUUUGGCGCCUGUGGGAGGGAGCCUGCUACUCUUGGGCUGGCUUGCCUUGGCUCUUUGA